AUGGACAAGGCAGCGCGACGGGGGCACUUGGCCAUGGUGCGCUUCCUGCACACGUACCGAAGCGAAGGCUGCUCACAAGAGGCAAUGGCGUCCGCCGCGCACCUUGGACACUUGGCGGUCGUCCAGUUUCUCCAUCAGCACCGCACCGAAGGCACGACGACAGAUGCGAUCGACUGGGCCGCGGCGUCCGGCCACCUGAGACCGUCGUUUGACAUGUGGACGCAAGUCGCUGACCUGCAGCCGCUCAUCCUGGCUUUUGCGGGGCCGCUCACGCAGUAUUUGUGCGGCGCCUUGGACGACAAGCAGCUACAGAACAAUGUCCUCACGAGCGGCAUUUGGCGCGAUGCCUUUCGCCUCGAUUGGCCCGGCGACCUCGACCGCCUCCCAGCAUUGGAGUACCUCGUCCCUAAAGACUACCGCUGCAUUCGGUCCAGAGCCAUGUACGCCAAGGUGCUCGCCAUCCGUAGCAUUGCUGGCAAGCCCUUGUACUUCAAACGUGCAUACUGCAACAAGAGCAUGCCGCCGCAUGAGCACUGUGGCCGUGAACCGUGGCCAUGCGACAUUGAGAUUCGCGCCAAGGACGCUGCGCCGAUGGAGAACCUCUGGCUCGACCUCCUCGCGUCUUUUCUCGAGCGUCCCGUCGCACUCGCGCAGGCUGCCAUCGCGGGCGGCCACAUUGAGCUUCUACGCUACCUCAACCGCGAGAAGAGCGUCGACAUCGCCGACGUUGGCUAUGUCCUGCAUUUCCCUCCGCGCGUGGCCAUGGACGUAGCUGCUACGAACGGCCACCUGGAGGUGCUUCAGCUGCUUCAUGAUGGAGGCGCAUCAUGCACCACGGCCGCCAUGGACGGCGCCGCUGCCAACGGUUACCUUUCGGUCGUUCAGUGGCUCCAUGACAACCGCACCGAAGGCUGCUCAGAGCACGUGCUCGACACGGUUGCCGGUCGCCAUCCGAAUGUCGCCACCUACCUCCUGCAACGCUACAGCAGUCUCUCGCUCUCAUCAGCAGCACUCGACGGGGCGGCGAAAGACGACUACAUCGACGUCGUGGUAGAGCUGCAUGAGAAGUGGCAUGCACCAUGCACGACCAAAGCCUUGGAUGGCGCCGCGUAUUCUGGUGAUCUGGACAUCGUUCGCUUCCUCCACGAGCACCGGGACGAGGGCUGCACGCCGCUCGCCAUGGAUGCAGCCGCUCAGGAAGGCCACUUGGACGUUGUCACGUUUCUCACCGAGCACCGGACCGAGGGAUGUACAGUGAAUGCGAUGGACCACGCGGCGCGCGGUGGCCACGAAGAUAUCGUUGUGUACCUCCAUACGCACCGGUCGGAAGGUUGCACGACGCGAGCGAUCGACUGGGCUGCGUCGGCAGGUCAUCUCUCGGUCGUUCAAUUUCUUUUGAGAGAGCGCGCCGAAGGGUUCACGUUUCGCGGUAUCUUUUGGGCCGCAAAACACCCCGAGGUCCUCGCAGUCUUACUCGAGCACGAUGUGACGAAGAAGCGCGCAGCUGACGCCGUCGACACCGCGCUAAAAUUUUCGUAUCGCGACGUCUACGAGCGGCUGCGAGCUGCGGGAUGUCUUGGCACGUCGCGCCCAUCGCACGAAAUGUCCUGGAUCGCUCCCAACCCGAACAUUUUCCUGUACAUUUCCGACGACGCUGAUGAGGACGCGUAUGACGAAGGCGAUAGCGACGCACUCCAAGUUGUCCAGUACUUGAUGCCGUGCAGGCCGUAA
Molecule: messenger RNA, 1731 nt
Organism: Saprolegnia diclina VS20
Lineage: Eukaryota; Oomycota; Saprolegniomycetes; Saprolegniales; Saprolegniaceae
Exons: 2
Coding region: 1-1731 (576 amino acids)
Molecular function (GO): protein binding
Source: RefSeq, a predicted model, not a curated record